GCAUCUCCAUCAAAAAGGCGACACCGCGGCACACCACCCAUAUCUUCUCUCUCCUUCUCUCCUCUGUACAUCGUCUGCUCUGCCUUUCAUUCACGGAGUUGUCCAAGCAUUCAGCUUUCAUAUUUCACCUGCUGCAGCUGUGAACGAGAGCGUGGUGCACCAAUUUCUUACUUGAUCACAUCCAUUGCAGUGCGUCACCACAAAGCAACGACCAUUGCUAACUUUUUCCUCCUCUCUUCAGAACCAUUUCUCUCGACGCCUUUCACGAUGCCUUCUGCCGUCGCUAAUGGUGCGGCCACCAAUGGCACUGCUGCCACUCCGGCACCAGCAAGCCUCUCUGCCAACGACAACAUCCGCCGUUUCGCAGCUCCUUCUCGUCCUCUCAGCCCUCGCGCCGAACACACUCUCUUCCACGAGAAGACACGAUGCUUCGUCUACGGUCUCCAGCCCCGAGCCGUGCAGGGCAUGCUCGAUUUCGACUUCAUCUGCAAGCGAAAGACCCCUUCUGUGGCCGGUAUUAUCUACACAUUCGGUGGUCAGUUCGUGAGCAAGAUGUACUGGGGAACCAGCGAGACUCUGCUGCCCGUCUACCAAGAUGUGGACAAGGCAAUGGCAAAGCACACGGAUGUUGACACUGUUGUUAACUUCGCAUCUUCCCGAUCUGUCUACCAAUCUACUAUGGAGCUUAUGGAAUUCCCUCAAAUCAAGUCAAUUGCUAUCAUUGCUGAAGGUGUACCCGAGAGACGUGCCCGCGAAAUUCUCCACGUUGCCAAGAAGAAGGGUAUCACCAUCAUCGGUCCCGCAACUGUCGGUGGUAUCAAGCCAGGCUGCUUCAAGAUCGGUAACACUGGUGGUAUGAUGGACAACAUUGUUGCCUCCAAGCUCUACCGCAAGGGAUCCGUGGGAUACGUCUCUAAGUCCGGUGGUAUGUCCAACGAGCUUAACAACAUCAUUGCCAACACAACCGACGGUGUUUACGAGGGUGUUGCCAUUGGUGGUGACAGGUACCCCAGCACAACCUUCAUUGACCAUCUUCUGCGAUACGAAGCCGACCCUGAAUGCAAAAUCCUUAUGCUUUUGGGAGAGGUCGGUGGUGUCGAGGAAUACCGAGUCAUUGAGGCUGUUAAGAACGGAGUCAUCACCAAGCCAAUUGUCGCAUGGGCUAUUGGUACUUGCGCAAGCAUGUUCAAGACUGAGGUUCAGUUCGGACACGCUGGUUCUUUCGCCAACUCUCAGCUCGAGACUGCUGCCGUCAAGAACAAGUCCAUGAAGGAGGCUGGUUUCUUCGUCCCAGAUACCUUCGAGGAUAUGCCAGCUCUUCUCGCCACCGUCUACCAGAGACUUGUUAAGGAUGGAACCAUCAACCCUCAACCCGAGCCAAUCGUACCAAAGAUCCCAAUUGACUACUCAUGGGCUCAAGAACUUGGUCUCAUCCGAAAGCCUGCUGCAUUCAUCUCUACCAUCUCCGACGACCGUGGACAAGAACUCUUGUACGCUGGUAUGCCAAUCUCGGAUGUCUUCAAGGAGGAUAUCGGAAUUGGUGGUGUUAUGUCCCUGCUCUGGUUCCGUCGUCGUCUCCCAGAUUACGCCAGCAAGUUCCUCGAGAUGGUGCUCAUGUUGACUGCCGAUCACGGUCCAGCUGUCUCGGGUGCCAUGAACACCAUCAUCACAACCAGAGCCGGAAAGGAUCUCAUCAGCGCUCUUGUUUCAGGUCUUUUGACCAUCGGUUCAAGAUUCGGUGGUGCUCUUGACGGUGCUGCCGAGGAGUUCACCAAGGCCUUCGACAAGGGUCUUUCCCCACGUGACUUCGUCGAUACCAUGCGCAAGCAGAACAAGCUCAUCCCAGGUAUUGGCCACAAGGUCAAGUCCCGCAACAACCCUGAUCUCCGUGUCGAGCUCGUCAAGGAGUUCGUCAAGAAGCGUUUCCCCAGCUGCAAGAUGCUCGACUAUGCUCUUGCUGUCGAGUCGGUGACCACAUCGAAGAAGGACAACUUGAUCUUGAACGUUGAUGGUGCCGUCGCUGUCUGCUUCGUUGAUCUGAUGCGCAACUGCGGUGCUUUCAGCGCCGAGGAGGCUGAGGAUUACUUGCAAAUGGGUGUCUUGAACGGUCUGUUCGUUCUUGGCCGAUCCAUUGGUCUGAUUGCCCAUUACCUUGAUCAGAAGAGACUGCGCACUGGCUUGUACAGACAUCCUUGGGAUGAUAUCACCUAUCUCCUCCCAAGCUUGUCAAACGGUGCGCCUGGUGCUGAGGGACGUGUGGAGGUGCAAAUGUAGAUUCAUCGAAUGUCUUUUUUUUGCUUUGGCGGAGGAUCCGGAGUUACUCCUUUUACGCUCAGGCUGUGUAGCAUGUAGACCACGACUUGCAUUAACAGCACAUCCUAAUUCAAAAAUGCUGAGAAAUAGAACCAUUAUGAUGAGAGAAUUUUUGUCUUCAUUGCUCCUUGUAUGCAAAGCUUGUUGUGCCAUAGAAAAGCAAUCCAACGCCAGUAAC
Molecule: messenger RNA, 2491 nt
Organism: Mollisia scopiformis
Lineage: Eukaryota; Fungi; Ascomycota; Leotiomycetes; Helotiales; Mollisiaceae
Product: citrate synthase
Exons: 3
Coding region: 268-2274 (668 amino acids)
Biological process (GO): acetyl-CoA biosynthetic process; tricarboxylic acid cycle; fatty acid biosynthetic process
Cellular component (GO): cytosol
Molecular function (GO): ATP citrate synthase activity
Source: RefSeq, a predicted model, not a curated record